Messenger RNA from Paramecium tetraurelia, 600 nucleotides. RefSeq lists its product as uncharacterized. Gene Ontology annotation, molecular function: protein binding. Gene Ontology annotation, biological process: iron-sulfur cluster assembly. Gene Ontology annotation, cellular component: cytosolic [4Fe-4S] assembly targeting complex. The transcript has a single exon. The annotation marks the transcript as partial. Lineage: Eukaryota; Ciliophora; Oligohymenophorea; Peniculida; Parameciidae. The record is from RefSeq and is a predicted model, not a curated record.
AUGAUUUAAAUUGAUGAUAAGCCGGAAUAAACUAUCAAACAUAAAUUAAUUGACAAUUUAAUAAAAUAGACAGAUUGUUAUUCAAUUUCUUUUAAUUAAACGUCAUCAAUUAUGGUUUCAACAUGUUAAACAGAUGUAAAAAUUUGGAAAUUUGCAGAGGGUAAAAUUAAAGAGGAACAAACUCUUAAAGGACAUAAUAGCUUUAUUUAUUGUUUAAUUUACAGUAAGAACUGUGAUGCUUUUCUAUCUGGUUCUUAAGAUUGCACAAUUCGCUUAUGGAGAUUAGUUUAAUAAAAUGAAUGGAAGAGUUCAUAACCUUAUCUGUAACAUAGCAAUACUAUAACCUGCUUAGCCUUGAAUUAAAGCGAAGAUGAGAUAGUCUCUGGAAGUAGUGAUAAUACAAUAGCAGUCUGGAAAAUCAAUUUCAUUUAGAAUGAAUUAUUUUUUAUGUAUAAAUUGGAAAAACAUUAAGGAACAGUUAGAGCCUUAGAUUACAAUUUUUCAUCAAACCUUUUAGUAUCUUGUGGAAGGGAUAAAUCAAUCAUUAUUUGGUAAAAAGAUCAAGAAGAAAAAGUGCAAUUUCAUUAAAUAGUUAUCAAU